Caenorhabditis briggsae is the source of this 588-nucleotide messenger RNA. The transcript has 3 exons. Bases 1 to 588 code for a protein of 195 amino acids. Lineage: Eukaryota; Metazoa; Nematoda; Chromadorea; Rhabditida; Rhabditidae. The record is from RefSeq and is a predicted model, not a curated record.
AUGUGUAUGCCAACAAAAGUGACAAAUCUAUUCAACUACCGUAAUACAUGCUUCAUUAUUUUAUUCGUCUGGUCCAUGGGAUUUGGUCACAUGGCACCAUAUUUUUGGAGAGACACUUGCUACAUGGUAUACGAUCCUGUUAGUUGGACAUGGGUUUUUGGAGAUACUCCUUGUACUUACGUGAUUUCCACUUUUACGGACAACUAUUCAAGUAUAGCUAUUUUCGUUGUGAUGAGUACUCUAGAUUUGUCUACUUUUGUCAUGCUAGUCCUGUACCGCCGUAAAUCUCAUUUAACAUCGGACAGUGAAACCAGAAGACGACGUCGUGUAGAAAUCAGAUUCUUCACACAGUCAUGCCUUCAAGGAAUCAUUUUCUUUUAUGAAGUAUUCAAUUUUUAUUACAUUGUCACUUUGAACACAAAUCAAUGGUUUGUAUUCAUGACAUCCACUAUUGCCUGGGAGUUGUGUCAUUGUUUAGACGGACUGGUGGUGGUGGUGUUUCAUUUCAAACGAAGCUUCCUUCGAAAGGCAUCCCAGCCGACUACGAUAUUCUCAAAAGCUAGUGAUAUCAAAAGCAAUAAAAAGUAG